GAACCUCGAUGUUUCCGUCAUAGCCAUCUUGGAAAAGUCGAUUCUUCUCAUAUUUUGCGUUCUCUGCGCGCCAUACAAGUCGCGCAGCGCGUUGCAUAGUGACGAAUCCUGUCCCUUAUGUCAACAAACAUUCGUGCAGCCUUCUAGACCACGAUCUCGCCGCUCACCAAGCAAGUGGAGCUUUUCUGCAUCCGGACCAGCCGACCAUAGGAGCUUACAAACAGCCAAUUGCAAAUCCAUUCUAGCUGUCCUUGCGUCAUUCUAUAAGUUGAGUACCCCUCCUUCCUCGAGCUUCCUAUCGCGGUCCCACUUCCCUAUCGCCAAAGCAACACUGGCUUCUGCGCGCCUUUCGAACCUGUCAUCCCACUUCUCCACAUCCGCAGUCAGAAUGGCUCCCAUCGAGAACACCGAGGAGGCAGACUACCUUGUCAUUGGUAUCGGUAGCGGAGGUAUUGCCUCUGCACGACGAGCUGCGAAGCACGGCGCAAAGGUUAUCGCCGUCGAGUCGAAGCGCUAUGGUGGUACCUGCGUAAAUGUUGGCUGUGUACCCAAGAAGGUCACAUGGAACGCUGCUGCGAUUGCGGAGACAUUCAAAGACGCAAAGGCAUACGGUUUCCAGGUUAAGGAGCAGCCCGAGUUUGACUGGCCACACUUCAAGAACAAGCGCGACGCCUAUGUCAAGCGCCUGAACGGUAUCUACGAGAGAAAUCUCGACAAGGACGAGAUCAAGCACAUCAAGGGACGAGCGAAGUUCGUUGCCAAGAACGAGGUUGAGAUUGCGCUCGACAACGGAGGCACUCAGCGUGUCAAGGCGAAGCACAUUCUCAUCGCUACCGGUGGCCGACCAAAGAAGCCUGAUAUCCCUGGCAAGGAACUCACCAUUGACAGCGAUGGCUUCUUCGACCUUGAGACGCAACCGAAGAGCAUCGCUACUAGCGGCGCUGGAUACAUUGGCGUCGAGAUGACCGGUAUGCUACACGCAUUGGGCACCAAGACACAUUUCUUCAUUCGUGGUGACAAGCUUCUGCGAACUUUCGACCCCAUGAUCCAGGAUGCCGUCACGAAGGAGUACGAGCGCCAGGGCAUCAACCUGUACAAGGGCUCGUCAAUUACCAAGGUCGAGGAUAUUGGUAACGGCAUGAAGCGCGUGACCUACCAGGAGAACGAGUCAAAGAAGGAGAGCACUGUCGAGGUCGAAGCUGUCCUUUUCGCGACCGGUCGCGUUCCCGAAAUCGAAGACCUACACAUCAAGGACUUUGGCAUCAAGCUCAACGAGAAGAACCAUAUCGUAACCGAUGACUUCCAGAACACUUCCAUCGAUAACAUCUACGCCAUCGGCGAUGUCUGUGAUCGUGGCUACGAGCUGACACCCGUUGCUAUUGCGGCUGGUCGCCGUCUGUCAGAUCGCCUGUUUGGCGGCAAGAAGGACGCACACCUUGUCUAUGAGAACGUCCCUAGCGUUGUCUUCGCUCAUCCUGAGAUCGGUUCCAUCGGUUUGACGGAACCAGAAGCGCGUGAAAAAUUCGGCGACAAGGUCAAGGUUUACAAGGCAGAGUUCACGGCUAUGUACUUUGCCAUGAUGGAGCCCGAGGAGAAGCAGCCCACAGCAUACAAGAUCGUCUGCGUCGGUCCAGAGGAGAAGGUCGUCGGUCUGCACAUCCUGGGUCAAGGCAGUAGUGAGAUUCUGCAGGGCUUCGGUGUGGCGAUUAAGAUGGGUGCCACAAAGCAAGAUUUCGACAACUGUGUGGCUAUUCACCCCGUCUCUGCUGAGGAAUUGGUCACCAUGACCUAAACCCAUCAGGAA
Molecule: messenger RNA, 1804 nt
Organism: Boeremia exigua
Lineage: Eukaryota; Fungi; Ascomycota; Dothideomycetes; Pleosporales; Didymellaceae
Exons: 3
Coding region: 389-1792 (467 amino acids)
Biological process (GO): cellular response to oxidative stress; glutathione metabolic process; cell redox homeostasis
Cellular component (GO): mitochondrion; cytosol
Molecular function (GO): NADP binding; glutathione-disulfide reductase (NADPH) activity; flavin adenine dinucleotide binding
Source: RefSeq, a predicted model, not a curated record